Candida dubliniensis CD36 is the source of this 1818-nucleotide messenger RNA. RefSeq names its product Snx4p (gene SNX4). Gene Ontology annotation, molecular function: phosphatidylinositol binding. Lineage: Eukaryota; Fungi; Ascomycota; Pichiomycetes; Serinales; Debaryomycetaceae. Gene Ontology annotation, cellular component: phagophore assembly site. Gene Ontology annotation, biological process: autophagy; cytoplasm to vacuole targeting by the Cvt pathway. The record is from RefSeq and is a predicted model, not a curated record. Bases 1 to 1818 code for a protein of 605 amino acids. The transcript has a single exon.
AUGAGUUCCGAAGAUCAAUUUACUUCUAUUCAGUGGGAUAGGGAAGAUGGCAAAAAUGCUAAUGACACUCCAACAGAUACAAAUAUUAAACCAAAAUCUUCCAAAUCUAAGAAGUCUAAGAAAUCAUCCUCUAAGAAAAAAGCAGGCAACAAAGUAUCUCCACCGUCAACUACAGAGACCUCGGAUGCUGAUGAUUCACCUAAAGAAGUGACAGAGCAAUUGGAAUCAACUCAAAUAAAUGAUGAUGAUGGUGAUAACGGGAAUAAAGAGCUGAAUGAUGGUGCUAAUCAAAUUAGUAACAGUGAUGACGACCCAACAAAUUCAUUGUUGUUACCUGCAAAUCCUCAAACAAAGGAACCAAUUGCACUGCAAGAGAAAGAAGAAUCUGUACCUAUACAACAAGAGCCAGCGCCCAUUCAACCCCCUUCAAACGAUAUUGCUGUUGUGAAUGAUGAAGAACCACCAAUUCCACAACCUACUGGAUAUGUUGACAUUACUUACUAUGAAAAGUAUUCUAUAAAGACUACUGUGACUCAUCCUAAUCGUGAUUUGGAUACUGCAUCAAAACCUUUUAUUUCAUAUUUGGUCACUACCACAACCAAUAAUCCAUCUAUAUUAAAGUUGACUAAAGAGAAAAAACCGAAACAAGGUGAAGAAUAUUUGACAUUCAGUGUUAGAAGAAGAUAUGGGGAUUUCCGAUACUUGUAUGAAAGUUUAAGUAAUGAUUUUCCUACGGUGAUGAUUCCUCCAUUACCUUCAAAACUGAAUUUUAAAUAUUUGACUGGUGAUACAUUUAGUUCGGAAUUUGUUCAUAAAAGAUUACAUUCAUUGGAUCGAUUCGUUAGAUUCAUCUUACAACAUAAGAUUUUGUCUCAACUGUCAAUAUUUCAUUUAUUUAUUUCUAAUUCUAAUGAUUGGGCAACAUUUACGACAUCGUUGAAAAUUAAGGAUUCGAGCUCGGAAGAAUCUGGGAUUGUUGGCCGAGUGGUUAAUGAAGAUUUAAUAACUGAGACGGUGAUGAAUUUUUUAACUCCAUCAAAACAUAAGAAAGAAACCAAUAAAGAUAUUUUAGAGAUUAAUGACAAGUUAAAGAAAUUAUAUGAAAACUUAAUCAAAUUGGAUAAAAUAUUUACUAAAUUAAACAAAAAGAAUCAUGAAUUAGGUGUUGAUUAUGAUCAAUUUCUGAGUCAAAUUUUGAAAUUGUCUUCAGUACAAAAAGGUGAAGAUUCCGCCAUGACAACUAAUUUCAAGAUUUUUUCUGAUUCUUUGAGUUAUUUUCUGAAAUCUUAUAAUGAAAUGUAUCGAUAUGUUGAUGAGAAUUUUUUGGUUUCAUUACAAGAUCUAGCGAAAUUUUGUUUAAGAUUUAUUCAAUUGAUUAAAUUAAAAAAUGAUAAAUCUACUGAUUUAGCAGUAUUGCAAGAUUUUUUGAAUAAGGAAUUAGCUAAUCUGGGUGGUCAUUAUAAUACUAGUCAUCAACCUCCCAAUCCAGUAAUCAGUUCCUAUCAAGGAGGUAUUGUAAAUAAUACCACACAACUUAUUAAGGAUACAUUAUCUACUUCAAGUACUAUUGGAUCUAACAAACCUGAUAAGAUUAAAAAUUUGGAACAAGAAAUUGCUAAGGAAACAAAACUUUUAACUGAAUUGACGAAUAAAAUCAUCAAUGAAGAGUAUCCAAAUUGGGAAAAAUUUAAUAAAACGGAAAUUAAGAGCUCAAUGCUUGGUCUCUGUGAUCAAAAUAUUAAAUUUUACAGUGAUCUAUUAGAAAAAUUUGGUGAAGUUGAAAUAAAACUCAUGAAGAGGUUAGAUGAAGAUGUGUGA